AUAAUUCCAAAAAAUUAAAAAGGGAAAGAUAUGGUAGGUAUGCGUGUGGAACAACAAAGGAGCCGAGCCAGGUGAGCCAGCCCCGGAGGAAGGGGUCUUUCCCAGAGCUUAGAGAAGGGCGUGGACUAAUCCAAAAAUGACGUGAGCGCCAGGUUUCAUAAGUCAGUGGGAUUAGGUAUUCUCCCUUAGCUGGACCCCACACCGUUUUUUUUUUAAAUCCCAAACCACCGUCAGAUAGAGCCGUGCCGUCAACUGCGUUGACCUCAAGACGACGCCCCCACGUGGACGGCCCUACCCUACCCCUCUCUAUUCUACAGUAAAAACCUAUCCUACCGUUAUCUUUAACGCCAUUCCGUCCCCUACCUCGCCGUCCCCAACCGAUCAUUCCUCGCUUUGUCCUACCUCAUCCAGAAUUUGCCACGUCGCCCUGUAAAUGAACUGUUACGUCAUAUCUCCCGCGAAAAAAACGGCUGGUCUUCGCUUACUCUUUCUCUCUAAUAAUUUUUUUUUUUUUAAUUUUGGACCACCCCUCAAGCUAAAACAUUUUUUCAUUAUUUUCUCAAAAUUUGUUGGCAUUAUUAUUUCCAGUUUAUUAUAUAAUUAUAUAGCGAAAAUACUCUUUCUUGUUGAAAGCUUGAAAAAGCUACAUAACUACUCCCCCUCUUUUAUCUCCCUCUAUUUCCCUUUAUUCUUCCCCUUUCUAAUUUCUCCAUGGAGCAGCAGCACCGUCGAGAAUUGACGUUCUUGCACUCCGGUGACUUCCUGCGACAGAAUUCUGGUGUGCCUGAUGGCACCCCUGAUGAUUCUAGCCAUCAUGUUAAGCCACACAUCAAGGAAAUGGAUUUCUUUUCUACUAAUAGUCAAUCACAUGAUCAUCAUCAAGAGAGCAAGAUUAAUAAUAAUGGAUCAUCUUCUUUGUUUGAUUCGGGUGUAAACACUGGAUUAAAUCUUCGCAGUUCAAACCAGGGAGUUUCAAGGACAACUAAUGAAGAUAAACCCAACGCUGAAAUGAGUGCUCUUCAAAUCGAGUUAGAAAGGUUACACGAAGAGAAUCGGAGACUAAGAAGCAUGUUGGAUCAGAUUACCAGAAACUACCGUGAACUACAAGGUCAACUAUUCAUGGCGGUGCAUAAACAGGCGCUCGGAAAUCAAAGAGAACAGAAGGAUGCAAUAAAUGGCAUGUCAAGUCCCAUAAUGUCAGUCCAACAGUUCAUGGACCCACGACCAUCGGCUGCAUUAGAUGUCAAUGAACCUUCGGCAUCUGACGACAAGAUGCAAGAAUUGUCAGCAUCCCCAGCAAACACUGUGGAAGUCGUGUCAAAGGAACGAGACCUUCAAAUGAUUCAAAUUCCAGGAAAGCACGUUUCAGUUGAAGAUGGUACUGAUCAAACUUCUCAAACCAAGAGUCCAAAGGUAGAUCAGUCAAAGAAUGAAGAGCAAGUCUCUGAAGUACCUUUCAGGAAGGCCAGGGUGUCGGUUAGAGCGAGAUCAGAUGCUUCCUCGAUAAGCGAUGGCUGUCAAUGGAGGAAAUAUGGUCAAAAGAUGGCCAAGGGUAACCCUUGCCCACGCGCCUACUAUCGUUGCACCAUGGCUGUUGGCUGCCCAGUCCGUAAGCAGGUGCAAAGAUGUGCGGAGGAUAAAAGCAUUCUCAUAACAACAUAUGAAGGAAAUCACAAUCACCCUCUUCCACCAGCAGCCAUAGCUAUGGCUAACACUACGUCAGCUGCGGCAGCCAUGCUGCUAUCAGGUUCAACCACAAGCAAGGAUGGCCAUGGACUACCAAGUUCUGGCUACUUCCCUUCCUUGCCUUACGCAUCAACAAUGGCCACUCUAUCUGCCUCGGCGCCGUUUCCCACCAUAACCCUUGACUUAACUCAGGGCCCAAACGCCGUUCCAUUGCUACGUCCCCCACCUUCCACUGCUACAUUUCCAUUACCUUUGCACGGUUAUCCGCAGCUCUUAGGGCACCCAAUGUUCGCUCCUAACAAGCUAUCUGCAUUACCGGCAAUGCAGUUAGGGCAACGUCCGGCUUCUAUGGUUGAAACUGUUACAGCAGCCAUCACUUCUGAUCCAAAUUUCACCGCAGCCUUAGCUGCAGCUAUUUCAACAAUUAUGGGAGCACCACCAAGCAACAAUGGAAACAGUAAUAACAAUAGUGGGACUAACAAUUCCUCCAAUGGGGUGCCUGGCCUUCCAGGAUCACCACAGCUUCCUCAGUCUUGCACCACUUUCUCCACUAACCAGCCAGGGUGAUUAAAUUUUGGGCCUUCGGAUGCAUGCUCAGAAUAUUUAUACUUGUUUGCAUAAGCUUUUGCUAGUUAAUUAGGCAGUUCGAGAUAAGAAGGAGCCGAUUUCUUUUAUGAUCAUAUAACUGGUAGUUCCAGGCUAUCCAAUAUGAUCAGAUUUGAGUAGAAUAUACGGAGCAAGCUCUGACGUGCAGUUUGAUCUAUUUACACCUCUGGGCUAUAUAGAAGAAUAUUUCUGCAGCUCUUUUGAUCAACAACCGUAUAUAUAUUGAUUGUUGGUGGUUCAGACGUGCAGUUGCAAUUUCGCAGUUUCGCAUGUCUAUAGCCGUAAGAAAAGAUUUAGAAUGUGAUAUAAUGACGGCCUUUUCUAAUCUAAAGAUGACUAUACUUCUUACCGUAGAUAAUAUAUAUGUUAUAUGUUGUCCGUCACAUGCAAAAUAAGCAUACUGCAAGCUUAGAGUGGGGUGUAAGAAAGAAUUGGUGAACAAAAUUUUAAGUAUUUCUUUGUGUUGGAGAUGAUUUUGCUUUGUACAUAAUUAAAUAAAGUUUUAU
Messenger RNA from Durio zibethinus, 2798 nucleotides. Its product is annotated as putative WRKY transcription factor 47. Lineage: Eukaryota; Viridiplantae; Streptophyta; Magnoliopsida; Malvales; Malvaceae. The record is from RefSeq and is a predicted model, not a curated record. Gene Ontology annotation, molecular function: sequence-specific DNA binding; DNA-binding transcription factor activity. Gene Ontology annotation, biological process: regulation of DNA-templated transcription.